Aureococcus anophagefferens is the source of this 378-nucleotide messenger RNA. RefSeq names its product expressed protein. Bases 1 to 378 code for a protein of 125 amino acids. Lineage: Eukaryota; Pelagophyceae; Pelagomonadales; Pelagomonadaceae. The transcript has a single exon. The record is from RefSeq and is a predicted model, not a curated record.
AUGGCCAUCAUGCCGCCCUUCUUCGCCUUCGUCCUCGCCGGCGAGCACGCGAUCAACCGCACGGUGCGCGAGGGCGGCGCCGCGGCCGCGGCCGGCGGCGCCGCGGCGCGGACGGGCUCGACGUGGCACCUGCGCGCGGCCAACUACUUCCACCACCACACGCUCAUCUGCUUCGGGGCCAUCAUCACGCCCAUGUACGGCGCGAUCCUCAGCAACGAGCUCGCGAAGCCGCGGCCGCCGACGUGGCGAUUCUCGCACGCGAUCAUCCACACCCGCGUCUUCGGCCAGGCCGCGGCCGUCGUCUCCCUCGUCCUCUGCUUCGGCUUCAAGGACAUCAUGACCAAGGCCGGCGCGCCCUUCGACGUCGGCGACGACUAG